GUGGCUCCCAAGGGCAUGUCUCAGGUGGUCACCAUGUCGUGCGGCUCUUGCUCCAACGAAAACGCCUUUAAAACCAUCUUCAUGUGGUACAGGAACAAAGAACGGGGCCGCAACAGUGUGACUAAGGAAGAGCUGGAGACCUGCAUGAUCAACCAGCCUCCGGGUUGCCCGGACUACAGUAUGCUGUCCUUUAUGGGUGGAUUUCACGGGAGAACAAUGGGCUGCCUGGCCGCCACCCACUCGAAAGCCAUCCACAAGCUGGACAUCCCGUCCUUGGACUGGCCCAUCGCGCCGUUCCCGAGACUGAAGUACCCGCUGGAGGAGUUUGUGAAAGAGAACGAACAGGAGGAGUCCCGCUGUUUGGAGGAGGUGGAAGAUUUGAUCGUGAAAUACCGGAAAAAGAAAAAAGUGGUCGCCGGCAUUAUCGUUGAGCCGAUUCAGUCGGAAGGCGGAGACAACCACGCUUCGGAUGACUUCUUCCGGAAGUUGAGGAACAUUGCCAGAAAGCACGGCUGCGGUUUCUUGGUGGACGAGGUGCAGACGGGCGGCGGCUGCACCGGAAAGUUCUGGGCCCACGAACAUUGGGGCCUGGACGACCCAGCCGACGUCCUGUCCUUCAGUAAGAAGAUGUUAACCGGAGGAUUUUUCCACAAGGAGGAAUUUAGGCCCAAUGCUCCGUAUCGGAUUUUCAACACGUGGCUCGGCGAUCCCUCCAAGAACCUGCUGCUCGCGGAAGUCAUCAACGUCAUUAGAAGAGAGGACCUGCUCAGCAACGCCACCCAUGCAGGGAAGGUCUUGUUGGCGGGGCUGCUAGAUUUACAGAAUCGCUACCCUCACCUGAUCAGCCGGGCGCGAGGACGGGGAACGUUCUGUUCAUUCGACUCUCCAAACGACGCCAUUAGGAACAAGCUCAUAUUAUUAGCCAGAAACAAAGGUGUCGUCUUGGGAGGCAGCGGCGACCGGUCGAUCCGUUUCCGGCCCACCCUGGUCUUCCGAGACCAUCAUGCGCAUCUCUUCCUGAACAUCUUCAGCGACAUCUUGGCAGAUUUCAAGUAGCGGAGUCUUAACCUUGCACUACCGAGAGCCCAAAUCCUACAAAAACCUGAGAUUUAGUUUAUUUAAAAUCAUAUAUUAUAUAUAUAUCUAUUUUCACUAACAGGUUUUUUUAAAAAAACUGUUAUUUUCCCAUGCUCACCACCAAUUCAAGCUGCUUCGGACUAGAACUCUGGACACCGCUGGCGCUUCUGGAAUCUCUUGCGAGCGUUCGGCGUUCCGGGGUAGCGGGGUUCAAACAGAUGGCGGGAGCGGGGCUUUUCCUUCCACUCCAUUGUUCAGCAUGUGCCAAAUCUUAGACGAGGGGAGGAAUUUAGUUCCUCCGGAAUCUCUCACCUUUCAAAAAUAAGCCGCUAGCCCUCGGGGCUGGGGACGACAUUUUUGAGAACGUUGCCGCAGCGCCACAACUCUGUACAUGCUAAUGGUUGAGGCGGAACUCCCAGAUGCGUUUGGGGCUCGCUCUGAGGCUGCUCGGUCACUGUGCCCCUUUCUGGGCCAUUUCCUUUUCCGUCUUCCACAGCCGGCUUAAAUUAGUGCCAGGGUUUCUUUUGUAGAUCGAGGCAGAAAGGCUGAGCAACGCCGCAUCUGCUCUUCAUCUCCACCCCCUUUGGAGUACGAGUCUGAGGGGAGAAAAGACUUUGGGAUCUCCGGCCAGUUCUCGGGAGCCUCUCUUCCGACCCGGCAGAGGUCUGUCCCAGAUUUCCUGUCCUUUCGACAGAGAGCUGGGGCCAGAGAUCUUUGGCAUGCCCAUCACCCGCUUCGCCACUGAGCUGCGGCCCGAAAUGCGCUGCUCUUCUCUUUUCCACAGUCGCCAACAAUACAACGUGCCCUUUUAGGCCGCUGCGCACAAUCCCUUCUUCAACAAGCUGCCCCGGCUGGGACCUGACGUAGGUGCAGAGAGGCCUCGAGUUGACGCCAUAGCUGGAGCCAGAGAACCAAUUCUCCGAACAGUGUCAGGAGUUGGCCCGUGUGACACCACCUUCCAGGGGCUUAACCAACCCCAUCAUUUCAGGCAGAAAAGGCCAGAUGUGUGUGACCGGGGUGGUGGUGUUCCAAGGACCUGCUGGGUCUGACUUACCUCCCCGCCAUCAGGGCUUUUUUUGUAGAAAAAGCCCAGCAGGAACUCAUUAGCAUAAUAGGCCACAC
Gekko japonicus is the source of this 2199-nucleotide messenger RNA. It is a transcript of the gene ABAT, whose product is annotated as 4-aminobutyrate aminotransferase. The transcript has 9 exons. Gene Ontology annotation, cellular component: mitochondrion. Gene Ontology annotation, molecular function: pyridoxal phosphate binding. Gene Ontology annotation, biological process: GABA catabolic process. The annotation marks the transcript as partial. NCBI's taxonomy places the organism in Eukaryota, Metazoa, Chordata, Lepidosauria, Squamata, Gekkonidae. The record is from RefSeq and is a predicted model, not a curated record.